AUUCGGCGCGCUUUUGAAGGUUGUAACUUUUUUUCACGUGGUAUUAUUUUAUUUUCCUAUUAGUUUUUCUCUUUAAUUUAACACUUAAUAGCGAUAAAUAAUUCGUCACUGAUAGGGUUCUAUCAAUUUGACACCUUAUUUAGGAACUCAACGUCAUAAAUUAAUCUUGCUAAUUCUCACGCUAUCUCUAUCACCAAUUAACGUUAAUAUAUUUACUCUUAACUAAUACUGGGUCUGAUCCUACCAUAAAACUUCACACGUUCACUAAGUUAAAUUACAACUAUCGCUGUCCACCUAAUUAAACUUUGUAUUUACAUUACUUCCGAUAAUGACCAGGCCAUCUAAAAAACAUAUAAUCUCUCCUGAUGCCUAUAGCACCUGCAAAAGAUCUAAAUCAGUCACUAAAGCGAAUAAUGUGAAACCUUAUAAACACACUGAUCAGUCUGCAUCCUACUCUGAUCUUCCCUCAGCCACACUUAACGUUCACCGUUUACUUGGACAAGACAUAUUACUACCUUGCAUCUCGCUUGUCGAUAUAAAUAAGAGCAGUCACAUACCGUUAGAGUCGACAUCAUUUGUCAGUCCAAACAAAAACACCACAUGUUGUGAGCAGUAUUUAGACAGUGCUGUUGAUCCCAAACACCCAGCAAUCUCACAAUCGGCCAUCCUGAAUAGCGGCCCACGGAGUAUAUGUAAGCCUGCCUACAAUAGCCAGCCCGGUGAUGUAGAUCUUGACUACUCACCCAGACAUAUACCCCAUCCCCCAACUAAGUGUGCACAAAGUGAACAUCCGCUAGACACCUGCAACAGGCCUGUAUGUAACCAUAUCGACCUUAGAAACUUUGAUAUAAACUCCGAUAAUCUCACCACUGGUAGACCUAAAAGCAGCCAAACAGAACUUAGCCUCACCCAAACUAUUCAAGACCUAUUACCUUACAAAUAUUUAAUCAGUGUUCCAGAAAAUCCCGAUCUGGAAAUUAUAAAAAACACUGAAAAAGUAAUUGACCAUAUAUCAUCUGAAGUGUUGAAAAGACUUCAGUGUAUGCAGAAUGUUAUUGUGUAUAAUAUACCUGAUAGUACGAACAUAAAGACUGCUAAAAAUACUCUGCUACAAGAAUGUGGAUUGUCGCAAUCUUGGUGUGUAACAAGAAGAUUACGUAAGGCACACACUAAAGCCUCCUGUCCCAUUCUAUUUCAGUUUGGUAGCACCACUGAAGCUAAUCACCUCCUCAAUAGUCAGUCAUUACUGAGGCGUAUUCCAACAUUUAAAAAGAUUAGGAUCAUUCAUGACAGGACCGCUAUCCAGCGUCGAAUCUGCAAUGGAACACAAACUGAUCAACCCAGCUUACGUAGCCGUGGCAGCUACAGCUCUUGUCACUGCACAAACCCUAAAAUAUCAUACACUGCCCCCCCAAAAAACGGAGGCACGUCGGACACUGCUAUUAGUCCUAAGGACAAGACCGCACAUAAAGCAGCUACAACCACUCACCCUCAGCCCAGACACUCAGCUACCCCAAAAUGCCAAACCACUUAUGCCUCAAUAGCGUCCAAGUAUUACCCUAGCGGCCCUUAUAAAAUGCCUAAAAAUGAUCCUCCCAGGGAUCGCGCUAACAGCUACAGACCCGCGGACACCGCUGUGCGAAAAAACACCAAACUCUCCGUAAAAACCCACCAAUACUCCAGCACCCCAAACCCAAAACAUGCACCUUCUCAUAGUAAUAGAAUGCCCUACAACAAACAUAGAGAACUGGCAACACCCGCUCAUCCUAAUGUGAAACGACACUCGACAAGAACCACACCCACACGUGAUACCCAUAAGUCAUAUGGUGUCAACCUUGUAAGCCCCAUGAACCAACACAAAACUAUACACAACAGAAACACCUCUCCUGGCAAUAAUAACAGGCAUUCCUUCAUCCCUUACCAGAAACAUACAACCUCCCCAACUGACCACAAUAGGACUAAAAUUGCCCACCGCACACGAGGAAGCCAUAACGCUGGCCUACUUGGGAACCCACCUACAGAUUCUAGGUACUAUCCAAGUCAAGCCACCCAAUACAACGGUUUAGUCCCCCCUAAUUCGACAUGCACACUAUCUCAUCCUUUUUUAUCUCUCUCCCCCUCAACAUUACUGCUAUGGGGUCUCCAAAUGUUGAGGGCGACAAUCCCACUAUUCUGA
This is a messenger RNA of Schistosoma guineensis, 2176 nucleotides long. Lineage: Eukaryota; Metazoa; Platyhelminthes; Trematoda; Strigeidida; Schistosomatidae. The record is from the annotation of a GenBank genome assembly.